Nannospalax galili (Upper Galilee mountains blind mole rat) is the source of this 356-nucleotide messenger RNA. RefSeq names its product insulin (gene Ins). Gene Ontology annotation, cellular component: extracellular region. Gene Ontology annotation, molecular function: insulin receptor binding; hormone activity. The transcript has 2 exons. The record is from RefSeq and is a predicted model, not a curated record. Gene Ontology annotation, biological process: glucose homeostasis; positive regulation of protein secretion. Lineage: Eukaryota; Metazoa; Chordata; Mammalia; Rodentia; Spalacidae. Bases 1 to 333 code for a protein of 110 amino acids.
AUGGCCCUGUGGAUGCGCCUCCUGCCCCUGUUGGCUCUGCUGGCCUUCUGGGGGCCCAACCCUGGCCAGGCUUUUGUCAACCAGCACCUUUGUGGCUCCCACCUGGUGGAGGCGCUCUACCUGGUGUGUGGGGAGCGCGGUUUCUUCUACACGCCCAAGUCCCGCCGUGAGGUGGAGGACCCACAGGUGGGGCAAAUGGAGCUGCCCGGGGGUCCUGGGGCAGGCAGCCCUCAGUCCUUGGCACUGGAGGCAGCCCUGCAGAAGCGUGGCAUCGUGGAUCAGUGCUGCACCAGCAUCUGCUCGCUCUACCAGCUGGAGAACUACUGUAACUAGGCCUCGCCUCUGCCCAGCCUGCC